AUGUCCAAUCCAGAAAAAGUUGUUUUGAUACUUGUUGGUCUGGUCGGUUCAGGAAAGAGCGCCUUUGCGACAGCCCUUGAGAGUCAUUUUCCACGUCAAUGGCGCAGGUGCAACCAAGACGAUCUUGGAAAUCGGGCACAAGUGGAAAUUCUUGCAAAAAACUCACUACGGAAAGGUCUUUCAGUUUGUAUUGAUCGAACAAACAUUGACGAAAGUCAAAGAGCACACUGGAUAAGGUUGGCACACGAAUUUCCUGGAACCAGAGUCUGGGUAAUCUUCUUUGAUACUCCAUAUGAAGUAUGCGCCUUGAGACUGCAACGAAGAACUUCACAUCCCACAAUUCACAGUCCUGUAAUGGGACUUUCUGUUCUUUCCAGGUUUGCGAGAGACCUCAGUGUUCCCUCUGCGAACGAAGGUUUCCAUUGUAUGGUUUCGCUAGAACCCGUUGACACAAAAGUAGAAUAUUCAGAUUCAGAUAUUGUCACUAUAUUGGACCGCGUUCGUUCUUCGGAGGCAGUCAUGCAGUCCAGACCGAAACCAAUCCGCAUUUCUUGGGCAGAAAGGCGUGGCCAAUCUCGUGGCGGUCCAACAAGAGAUAUAAAAACCCAAAGCAAUUAUUUGAGUAGAGCAUGGCAGCAAGGGACAGUGUUUCCAACUCAGAACACAUCGAGUAGUAUUCAGCCUGCUACUGAAGUUGACGGGGAUAUUGGUGUACAGGCAGGACACACUCAUGGAGAAGUUUCUCCGUUGCUGAAAGACUUGCUAGGUGUGGAUUAA
This is a messenger RNA of Lentinula edodes (shiitake mushroom), 777 nucleotides long. Its product is annotated as P-loop containing nucleoside triphosphate hydrolase protein. The transcript is spliced from 5 exons. Gene Ontology annotation, molecular function: ATP-dependent polydeoxyribonucleotide 5'-hydroxyl-kinase activity; polynucleotide 3'-phosphatase activity; double-stranded DNA binding. Bases 1 to 777 code for a protein of 258 amino acids. Gene Ontology annotation, biological process: DNA repair. The record is from RefSeq and is a predicted model, not a curated record. NCBI's taxonomy places the organism in Eukaryota, Fungi, Basidiomycota, Agaricomycetes, Agaricales, Omphalotaceae.